This is a messenger RNA of Plectropomus leopardus (leopard coralgrouper), 1053 nucleotides long. It is a transcript of the gene gstt1a, whose product is annotated as glutathione S-transferase theta 1a. Gene Ontology annotation, biological process: glutathione metabolic process. Gene Ontology annotation, molecular function: glutathione transferase activity. Gene Ontology annotation, cellular component: cytoplasm. NCBI's taxonomy places the organism in Eukaryota, Metazoa, Chordata, Actinopteri, Perciformes, Serranidae. The record is from RefSeq and is a predicted model, not a curated record.
AGGACGGCCCGCUCACUUUGAACUGUCGCCACCGUUUAAAAAUCAGCGAGCCUCACAGCGAGGAGAGGCGGAGCUCUGGGCCGACGGAGGAUAACAGACGCGCAGGAGACGACUGAAGACACAGCAGCCCUCGGAGCGAGACGUCAUGGAGCUCUAUCUGGACCUGCACUCCCAGCCCUGCCGCUCCGUCUUCCUGUUCGCCAAAGCGGUCGGGAUUCCCUUUGAGUUUAAGCAUGUGGACCUCGCUGCAGGGCAUCAGUACAGCGAGGAGUUUGGAAAACUCAGCAUCGUGAGGAAGGUUCCUGUCAUGAAGGACGGAGGCUUCGUCCUGACCGAGAGCGUUGCGAUCCUGAAGUAUCUGCUGCAGAAACACUCGUCGUCGGUGGCCGAUCACUGGUAUCCGGCUGACCUGCAGCAGCGAGCUCGAGUUAAUGAAUAUCUGUCCUGGCAGCACAUGAACCUCAGAGCUCAAGGCUCAAAGGUCUUCCUGCUCAGGGCUCUGUUUCCGCUCAUCAUGGGCUCCGAGGUCCCCAAGGACAAGAUGGACGCUGCUGUCGAGGAUCUGAAUCAGUCGCUCCAAAUGCUGGAGGAGAAAUUCCUGCAGAACAGACCGUUCAUCGUCGGAGACAAAAUCUCUGUGGCUGAUCUGGUGGCUGUAGUUGAGAUCAUGCAGCCCGUGGCGACCGGCCUGGACGUGUUUGAGGGCCGGCCGAAGCUGACGGCGUGGAGAGAGCGCGUGAAGAAGGCGCUCGGCGAGAAGCUGUUUGACGAGGCUCACGAGGUGAUCAUGGCGGUGAGCAGCAGCCUGCCGCAGAAGAUGCAGAGCAGCAGCGAGCUGGAGAUGCUCAAACCAAAGUUUCGUAAGAUUUUCAGCUGAAGACAUUUCUGUGGACAAACAUGACUGUCGGCGAUGUCGAAAAAUGAUCCCAGACGGUUUUUAAUUUCAUGGUUUUAUUGUGAUUUUUUUACCAGCAGAAUUCCUGCAGGUUUGUCAUCAAGUGCCGAGAAAUCGUUUAACGAGCUUCCAGCUAUUAAAGUGAUCGUGAAAGCUGA